Miscanthus lutarioriparius is the source of this 3465-nucleotide messenger RNA. NCBI's taxonomy places the organism in Eukaryota, Viridiplantae, Streptophyta, Magnoliopsida, Poales, Poaceae. The record is from the annotation of a GenBank genome assembly.
AUGGACCUCCUCAUCGCGCAGAUCACCACCGACCUCCGCUCCUCGGACGCGCUCCGGCAGUCGUCGGCGCUGCUGCAGGCGCUGCAGCAGUGCGCCGCGGGGCGGGACGUCUCCGCGCUCGCCCGCACCGCGGCCACCGAGAUCCUGUCGGCGCCCUCCUCCGCCGUCUGCAAGCGCCUGGCGCUUGACCUCCUCCGCGCGCUCCCGCUGCCGCCGGAUCUCCUCGACCCGCUCCUCCUCUCCUCCCUCCGCACCGACCUCUCCUUCCCGGACCCCGACGUCGCCGCCUCCUCCAUCGCCUCGUUCCCGUCCCUGCCCUCCCACCUUCUCCCCUCGCUCCUCUCCUCCGCCCACGCCGAGAUCGCUGGCGCGCUCUCCUCGCCCGCUGAGUCGCUGCGCCUCGCCGCCGUCACGUCUCUGUCCUCGCUCCUCCCGCGCGAUGACCUCGCGCUCAUGUGCUCCACAAACCCCUCCCUCAUGGCGCACGCCACCACGUGGUGGGGUCGCCUGCCCGAGCUUGCGCUGGACUCUGCAGAUGCGGUUUCCGCCAGCGCGUUUGAGGCCCUUGCACGGCUGUUCCAGGAGCUAGAUGGGCGCCGCAUGAGCCGGUUAGCUGGUGACAAGCUUGUUGAUGGAGAAGGUGCGCUUGCAGUGCGUGCCCAGUGGGCGGCUGAUGCCAUUGAUUUCAUUUGGUCAAGGCGCAACAUGCUGAUUGCGCGCUCCAUGGUGAUGCCUGUGGAGAGCUUCCGAGUUACUGUGUACCCUCUAGUGCACGCAGCGAAAAUGGUUGCUUCUGGUGUGGUAAACACUCUGCGGCGGAUUGCCAAGCCAGGGGACACUACAAUUGCUGAUAGUGUGGAGUCGAGUGCGGAGAAAUUGGUAGGAGUGUCAGACAUUGUCUCACACUUGCUGCCAUUCCUUAGUUCACUUGACCCACCACUUGUGUUUGAGGUGGGGAUCAAUAUGCUGGCGCUGGCAGAUGUCCCUGGAGGCAAGCCAGAGUGGGCUUCAGCUGCCAUUAUUGCAAUCCUGACACUAUGGGACCGGCAAGAGUUCUCGUCGAUGAGGGAGACGAUUGUAAGGGCUGUUGUGACGAAUCUUCAUUUGCUGGAUCUUGGAAUGCAGGUCUCUCUGUUCAAAAGACUGCUUCAGAUGGUGAGAAACUUGAGAGCAGAAUCAGAUCGUAUGCAUGCUUUGGCAUGUAUUUGUCGGACUGCUCUUUGUGUUGAUCUUUUUGCAAAGGAGAGUGUUCGAAGAGGUCAGAAGCCUGUUCCAGGAACAGAUGUGAUAUCACUCUUUGAGGAUGUGAGGGUGAAGGAAGAUCUAAACAGUGUAACAAGCAAAAACUUGUUCAGAGAAGAGCUAGUGGCUUCCCUGGUCGAAAGUUGUUUCCAGCUAUCUCUUCCACUACCAGAGUUGAAGAAUUCUGGGACAGAGAGCAGAGUUAUAGGAGCGUUAGCCUAUGGAACUGGUUAUGGUGCCCUUAAUUGGACAGAACCUGCUUUGGAUGUGGUGGAAGUUUGCAGGCCAUGUGUUCUUUGGGAUUGUGAUGGCCGUACCUAUGCAAUUGAUUGCUAUCUAAAGUUGCUUGUGAGGCUUUGUCAUAUAUACGACACCAGAGGCGGUGUGAAGACAAUUAAAGCUGGUGCAUCUCAAGAUCAGAUUCUGAAUGAGACCCGGCUUAGAAAUUUGCAGCUACAGCUUAUCAGGGACCUUCGCGAGGUUCACACUCCAUGUAUAUCUUCACGCUUGAUAUGGGCAAUUUCUGAACACUUUGAUCUUGAAGGUCUGGAUCCCCUUUUAGCUGAUGACCCAGAAGAUCCACUGAAUAUUAUCAUAUCUAACAUGCACAAGAUAUUAUUCAACACCGAUUCAUCUGCUACUACAUCAAAUAGGAUACAAGAUGUGCAGGCUGUCCUAAUUUGUGCUCAACGUUUGGGAGCAAGAAAUGCAAGAGCAGGGCAACUUCUCACUAAAGAACUGGAAGAAUUUAGGGCAAGUACUUCAGCUGAUUCUGUCACCAAGCAUCAAUCACGUUAUGUGUUGCAAGUAAUAAAAUACGUAACAAACCAUCCCGAUAACAGGUGGGUUGGUGUAGGUGAUGCUACAGGGGAUUAUCCAUUUAGUCACCACAAACUUACAGUUCAAUUUUCAGAGGCGUCCGCUGCCCAAGAUAGAAAAUUGGAGGGAUUAGUUCAUAAGGCCAUUCGGGAGCUUUGGAGGCCGAAUCCCAGUCAAUUAACUCUCCUACAAACAAAGGGAAUUGGUGCCUUGCAUAAAGAGCUUCCAAAAGCCUGUACUUUGACUGGCAGCAGUGAUCCGUGCUACAUCGAUGCAUAUCAUUUGGCAGAUCCAACUGAUGGCAGAAUCACUCUACAUCUAAAGAUUUUAAAUUUGACCGAGCUGGAACUCAACAGGGUGGACAUCCGUGUUGGCCUCUCUGGAGCACUGUAUUAUAUGGAUGGUUUCUCUCGCACUGUUCGUCACCUUCGGAAUCUUGUUUCCCAGGAUCCGGUCCAAAGUAGUGUGACUGUUGGAGUUUCGCAUUUUGAGAGAUGCUCCCUCUGGGUUCAAGUUUUGUAUUACCCGUUUUAUGGAAGUGGUGGAUCUGCAGACUAUGAAGGAGAUUAUGCAGAAGAGGAUUCACAGAUGAUGCGGCAGAAGCGCUCACUUCGGCCUGAGCUUGGGGAACCAGUUGUUUUGCGGUGCCAACCCUACAAGUUCCCUCUCGCCGAGCUUCUACUACCAUUAGAAUGCUCUCCAGUUGAGUAUUUUCGGCUAUGGCCUAGCCUGCCAGCCAUGGUGGAAUGCACUGGCACAUACACAUACGAAGGCAGUGGUUUCAAGGCCACCGCUGCUCAGCAGUAUGACAGCUCUCCCUUCCUCAGUGGAUUGAAGUCAAUCUCUUCUAAGCCCUUCCAUCAAGUCUGCUCCCAUUUCAUCCGGACGGUAGCUGGGUUCCAGUUAUGUUAUGCAGCAAAGACAUGGUUUGGUGGGUUUGUGGGCAUGAUGAUAUUUGGGGCAAGUGAAGUCAGCCGGAACGUUGAUUUGGGUGACGAGACCACCACAAUGAUCUGCAAAUUCGUUAUGCGUGCAUCCGAUGAAUCCAUCACGAGAGAGAUCGAAUCUGAUCUCCAGGGCUGGCUGGAUGAUAUCACCGACGGUGCUGUGGAAUACAUGCCCGAGGAUGAGGUGAAGAGUGCGGCCGCAGAGCGGCUGAAGAUCUCCAUGGAGAGGAUCGCCCUGCUCAAGGCAGCCAAGCCAAAGGUCCCGCCCGCGAAGACCGAGCAAGAGGAGGAAGAGGAGCGAAAGCAGAGCGAGGAACUAGAUGGGUUUGGAAACCCCAAGGGCCCCUCGACGCUCUCCAAGCUCACCGCGGAAGAGGCCGAGCACCGCGCUCUCCAGGCUGCCGUGCUGCAGGAGUGGCACCAGCUGUGCAAGGAGAAAGCCAUGAAAGCGCAGUGA